This is a messenger RNA of Triplophysa dalaica, 1564 nucleotides long. Its product is annotated as CUB and zona pellucida-like domain-containing protein 1. The record is from RefSeq and is a predicted model, not a curated record. Lineage: Eukaryota; Metazoa; Chordata; Actinopteri; Cypriniformes; Nemacheilidae. Bases 70 to 1554 code for a protein of 494 amino acids. The transcript has 9 exons.
AUAUAGAAUACCUGCACUCUGUCCUAUAACAACACUUCAACACGUGGUGUUUACGGAUUCGAACUCGUCAUGGAAGAUUAUCCUACAAAGAACAUUAGUUUGGGAUAUUCCAAUAAUUCCACAGCGCUCAGAGUGCCUUUUUCCAACAGUCCUUCCAUUCAACCAUUGAGCAAAAUCCCUCUCCAGUUUUCUUUGGAAGUGGAGGCUCCAGCACCAUCUUGCGUUGAGGGCGAUUACAUGCCUCGAUUCAUCCACCCAACACCUGCACACGGGGAACACCUGGCGGCUCGCGUUAACCAAGAGCUGGAGAUCAGAAUAAAGGCUACUGCCAUCUAUACAAGUAUCGUUGAUGUGGUCAUUAGUGGACCUCUGAACAGCACAAAGGAGGUCACCACCUCUGGAGAGUAUGUGAUCAACUGGACACCAAAUCCAGACAACCUUGGCCAACAUUUCCCAUUUUGCUUCAUUGCAGAAGCUGCCCAGAAUGCGUCCAGAACAUACCAAUCUGAGAUGAGAUGUGUCAUUGUUGUGGUUGGUCGUGCAGGUCCAAAAGCUGAUGUUGUAUGCACUAAGGAUCGAAUGUCAGUGACAGUAGAACGAGCCAAUAUUUCUGGUAUCCAUAGCAAUCACCUGCGGCUCAACGAUCCUUCCUGUCCCGUUACUUCCAAUGACACCCAUGUUUUCGCCAAUUUCUCCUUGAACGCCUGUGGGACUCAGAUGGAAGAGACAGAUGAACAUCUAAUUUUCAAGAAUGAAAUUGUCACAUAUGAUAAUGCAAAAGAUAUCAUAACCAGGAGACACGAGGUGGAAAUCGAAGUCAUGUGCAAGUUCCACAAGCAGAGCAGUAUAACGGGAAAAUUUGACGCUCACAGGCCGUCCAUCAACAUCACAGAGAGGGGCUUCGGCACAUUCUGCUAUCAGUUUGAGUUUUAUGAAUCUGGUUUCACCACCAGAAAAAGUCCAACCUCUUACCCACUGGAGUACGAAGUGGCAGAGACCAUCUACAUGCAGAUUUCACCCGUCAAUUUGGUGAAAAAUACAGAAUUGUUCCUGGAGUCCUGUUCAGCAAAACCCCACGAUAAUCCCAGUUAUCCCAUCUCUUACCCCAUCAUUGCAAAUGGAUGCAAGCUUGAUAGCACUGUUAAGUUCCUCUCCAGUCGUCAGUCCAGUGUCAAGUUCAGUAUGGAAGCCUUCAAGUUCAUUGGACAGUUUGACCAGGUAUUCAUCACCUGUUCAAUCAUCAUUUGUGAAGCCAACAACCCCUACACCCGCUGUGCUCAGGGCUGCACCAAUGGCUCAGUACCUCUUCCAUCCUCUCACGUGCACAAAAGAGAAGCUCCAAUGCAGACCGCAAGUCACUUCAUCUCUCAGGGUCCUCUGAGACUCAGGAGGAGUUCAUCUCUUACUGAGUUCGCAAGCCAAAGCCUGAAUCUGAAUCUGGUGUUCGUCGCCGGAUGUCUUCUCGCUGUAGUUGGCAUGGUGUGUGGAGUGAUGGUCUACAAAUCUAGGACUUCAAAGAUCAACUAUCAGCUUUUGAAAUCAGAUGAGAUUUGAUUCGAUCAGU